UUGCGUGCAGAGCGGCCUGGCGACCAACUGUUUACAAAAAGCAGCUGUCGACGCACGAGCGUGUCACUCCGAAGAGCAAGGGGACGAGCAACGGGCACAUCACAACAUGACGACUUUAGAGGAACUUGAGUUGUUAAAGGAAAGUCCCCCGGUUGUGGGUAAAGUAACCCACCAUAGCAUUGAGCUGUACUGGGAUGAGGCUGGGAGAAUCAAACGGAUUGGUCCUUGUGAUCAGUGGUUGCGUUUUUCAGUGGAAGAAGAAGAUUCCAGGACACACAAUUUUGGAACAAUUCAUACUGGUUAUUCUAAACAUCAUAUAGUUGAAGGUCUUGAGCCCAGCACGUUGUAUAAAUUCAGACUGAAAAUUACAAGCCAAUCGGGAGAAAUGGUAUAUAGUCCAGUAGUUUCUGUUUCAACUACAAGGGAACCAAUGAGUGGGAAACAUCUGCACCAGGCAAUAAAUGUGAAUGAUGAAGAAGCAGUUGUUCAAGUCUUACAAUCAGGAACUGUUAAUGUGGAUGUUCCUGAUAAAUUUGGGUUUACACCUCUUAUGGUUGCAGCACAGAAAGGCUACUCAAGAUUGGUGAAUAUCUUGGUUGAAUAUGGAGCUGAUAUUAAUUUAAAGAAUGGCAGCGGGGAAAACAGUUUAAUGCUUGCUUGUUUUGCUGGACACCUGGAUAUUGUUAAAUUUCUCAGAACAUCUGGCGCUGACUGGGAGACUUGUGACAGGACUGGUUCAACUGCUAUGCACUGGGCAGCAGAUGGAGGUCAUAUAAAUGUCAUCCGGUUUUUAAUAAAUGAUAGUUGUAAGGUUGAUUCUAAGGAUAAUGGUUCUUUGUGGACACCACUUAUGAGAGUUUCAGCUUUAUCUGGCAAUGCCAGAGUUGCAUCUCUCCUAAUUCAGGCAGGAGCAGAUGUGAAUGUACAGGAUAAAGAUGGAAAGACACCUUUAAUGAUGUCUGCACUUAACAACCAUGAGGAGUUAGUAACAUUACUGCUGAAGAAUGGAGCAAAUCGUCAUAUUAAAAAUGAGUAUGGAACAAGUGUUCUAGAGAUGGCUAAAGCUUUUGGAAGGCUGAAUAUUGCCCACCUGUUGGAAGAUAAAGUGAUUUAAUGUAGGAAACCUGGAAAUGUUUUUCACUUCAGAAAAAUUGACCAUUUGACAUUCUUUUUCAAUGAGAGAAUGCAGAC
Messenger RNA from Erpetoichthys calabaricus (reedfish), 1191 nucleotides. It is a transcript of the gene fank1, whose product is annotated as fibronectin type III and ankyrin repeat domains 1. The transcript has 11 exons. Gene Ontology annotation, cellular component: nucleus. The record is from RefSeq and is a predicted model, not a curated record. Gene Ontology annotation, biological process: regulation of apoptotic process. Lineage: Eukaryota; Metazoa; Chordata; Cladistia; Polypteriformes; Polypteridae. Gene Ontology annotation, molecular function: protein binding. Bases 107 to 1114 code for a protein of 335 amino acids.